AGCGCAUCAGUGUGACCGUUAGUGAGUUAGAGUGUGAGAUGGAAGUGAAGCUGCUUCUCACUGUUUUCAUGCUCCUCGUACGGGCUUCACUCUCAGUGUGGCAGCGUGUGACCGUGAUGAAAGGUCAUACUCUCCACUUGAGCUGCCCCAUCACUAACCACAAGACCAUGACGGAGUGGAGGAACCCAAAAGAAAACAUUAUGUUCUUUAAUGGCCAUAGAGUUUUAAAGAACAAGCGCUACAGGAUCGACAGACUGUCCAUGUCAGAGUUCUCCAUCAGUAUUUCCAACGUCACCUUCAAAGAUGGAGGCAUCUACACAUGUUCCCACUACGGCGACAACACAAUAGAGAAGAAAGUGGAGGUGACCGUGUUAGGUCUUCCUAAAAUUAGCGUAACAAACCACGAGGGACAGUUGGUCGUGAAAUGCACCGCUGAGGGGAACCACCAUCCUCCACAGAUCUCCUGGACACUGGACCAUGGGCCUGAAUUUCAGACUCAUGCCCAAGUCCAUGUUGAAGAGGACAAAUUUGUCUCCACGGGUUUGAUUCAUGUUCAGCCCGCGAGGAACGGAGUGACUGUGAAAUGCCUCGCUCGUCAUCCAGCCCUGCACUCGCCACCUCUGAUGGACUUCAAAAUUGUCAGACUUGGACGACAGCCAACGAAACUCAACACCACAACUGUGUCCAUCACUCAUCCUCAAGGGUCAGCAGAGGUGCCGAGGACGACGAAUGGUCACGGGUCCAGACAUGAAGACACGACAACAGUGUCCCUCACAAUCACAGACACGAAUGAGCCUCCGUCGGCGGUCCCUGAGGCGUUAUCGGCCACCCCCUCCACUAAGACGAUCACAGCACCCACAAGGUUUCAUGUGACCCCGGUGACAUCGACAGGCUCGCAUCUCAGCACGACGAACCGCACGUCUGUGUCUGAGACAACAGAGGAGAUUGUGUCCUACAACGGCACAGAGAAAAACACAACAGGAAGCAUCGAUGAUCCACGUACACGAAGAGGAAAUAGGGGAAAUUCAUCGUUGCUGAUCUUCCUGGUGACGUGCCUGAUUUUCUUUCUUCUGGUGGUGGUCAUAUUCUUUGCCAUCAAGCUGAGGAGAGCACACAACGUCUGGAGGAAAGUUUAUAUUGUUACAGAGAAUGAGGAGUCUGAUCCUUCAGAAGACAGCAGUAAAUCCAAAUCGAGUAAUGAGGACAAGAACGGCAAAGGACAAAGACAAAGAGGACUCUUCAACAUAACACAAGCAUUUACACAGUACGUCACUGAGGAACCAGUAGUGACACCGAACCCAGACACUAUGACACAAACACACAUUGUCGACAUGGAGCAGACGUUACAGCCUCAGAUUUCCAACAACAUAAAGGAGACGGAGUUAUGAAUCCUGUAGAAUAAAUCGUCUAUAAAAUGUUUAUAAUUGAAGAUCUGUUGUGUCCUGUAUAAAUGCUACUGUUUGUUUAGGUGUAAGAAUAAAUUAUAUUUUUUAUAACUUCUGUAGAAAGAUCAAUGGUAUUUUUUGCACAUUAUCUGUAGCUUUUUUGACUUUUUGCUGCUAUUAUCUUUUCUUAACCCUCAGGCGUCAUUAUUUCUUCUUGAUCUGGCUUCAUUUUGGCUGUGUAAGUGCAUUUGGAACAAUAUUUUCAAAAACUGCUAAAAAUAAAUAGUAGAUUCAUUUUUCUUUCAGCUUUUUUGGGUUAAUUUGCUGGAUCAACUUCAGUCCUGAAA
Molecule: messenger RNA, 1732 nt
Organism: Solea senegalensis (Senegalese sole)
Lineage: Eukaryota; Metazoa; Chordata; Actinopteri; Pleuronectiformes; Soleidae
Product: cytotoxic and regulatory T-cell molecule
Exons: 10
Coding region: 39-1388 (449 amino acids)
Biological process (GO): detection of tumor cell; positive regulation of natural killer cell mediated cytotoxicity directed against tumor cell target; cell recognition
Cellular component (GO): plasma membrane
Molecular function (GO): signaling receptor binding
Source: RefSeq, a predicted model, not a curated record